CAAUUGCAUGCAGUAUGCUUGUGUGAAAUGAAUGAGCAUUUAUUAUGUUAUUAGUAUGCUUUGUGUUAGUUGUUUGUGGGGAUGGAAAUGGAAUGAUUCUGUUUUUUUCUUUUUUUGAGCUGCUAUAAUUGUUAAUUGUUCUCUAUGAUGACUAUUUUGCAAACUUUUACACUGUUGGUGGAAUGAAGGCUUUAUUGAUUGUGAUUGUGCUAAUAUCUAUCAUCUAUGGUCUGCUUUGUUUUGCUUUUAGCUUUUGCUGUCAAGGUAUUUGACUUUGUGUCUGUUUCCUCAAUUUUUUUUAAAUUUCAUGUUUUACUAUGCUAAGUUCUUCAGCUCAAGUGAAGCCCAGUGCCUGAUACAAGCAGCAAAGCCGAAUAGUUAUUGAAAGAUGGAAUCUAAUAGACAUUCUCCAAGUGUUAUUGCAAGGCUGAUGGGUCUUGAUGAGCCGCUACCUCCACAGCCUGUCUAUAAACAAAGAAGAAUACUCUCAGAAACUUAUCUCCGAAAAUCAGCUUCUAUAGUUUUGCGGGAGAAAAGCUCAUUUUCUGUAGGCCACUCUUCUAGUAUGAAUACUAAGAAGCGCAAAGCAAUUAAAGAUGCUUUUGAAGAUAAUUUACCAAGAUAUGUUCAAGAGGAAAAUAAGCUGCUUGAUGUCCGGAAUUUUCCAUCAGAAUACUGUCUCGGACAUUCAGCUGUCUGUAAGUCAUCCAGUGCUUCAAAAUAUAGAAACAAUGAAAUAUGCAAGAAGUCAGAUAUAAUGUCUGAAGGGAAUAUUUUGAGUUCACUUCAGGAAUUAGAAACAGGUUCUGUUGUGGGUUCCAUUGGUGAUUUUGAGACAGGCCAGUUGAGCAAACUGAAAUCCCACUUUGAGUUGAAGGAUUACACAUAUCAUCCAUCUACUAGGACUACUGUACUAGGACCUAGUUCUGUACAUUAUCCUAAAAGUGACAUGGAACCUCCCAAACAGAGUUUUAGAGUUCCCUUUGGAACUCCGAGUAGAAGACUCCAAUAUGCAAGGCACUAUCAUGUUGGCGAUCCUAAAACCAAACCAGUGCAAUUGGGACCAGUUACUCAGCCAGCGGCAUUAAGCCCCUCAUCUUCAAGUUCCUUAAACAACAAUAUCCUAGAUCGUAGUGCAUAUUCCUUUUCAAAUCUGUUAUUUUUUACAAAAGAGUCUAAGAGGCAAAUGCUUGAACAAUGGAAUCUAACCAAAGACUUUCAGGAAGUUGAAGUGGAUAAAGGCUGUAGCAAUCCUAGGGAAAUUAGUAGCAGAGAUGGUUGGAAGAGUGAGCAUAGUAGAACUUUACCGAGAUCAAACACUUCACAGAUUUGUAUGAAUAUAUCAGGAAAUGCCAAUAGCAGAUCCAGAACUGAGCCUACUCUAUAUGGCUCAUGUUUGUGGCAAAAGGAUGAUGUUAGGAAUGAAAACAAAUGCAUGAAGCAAAGCCAGAAACAUUAUGUUGAACUUGGAGAUAGAAGAGUAGUUAUUCCAGAGAAGAAGAGUGCAUCUAGAUUCUACAAAUGCAAUCCUGGUCUUUCAAACUCUGAGAGUAAAAGUCUUGCUUUCACAAGGAAUGCUGCAGGUUCAAUGGCUAAUGCGAACACCAAGGGCAAUGGAAUUUCUUUUAUGAAUUUUGAAAAUCUUCAUUCUGAACCAAGUCCAUGCUCUUUGUCAACUGGAGAUGAUCUUUCCUCUAACAGUUGGGAAGCUUCAUUUAAACAGGAAUCAUUGAAUGAAUCCCCUCCAAACAGGCUGGUUUCUUUGAAAGAUACCAUAAUUGACCCAAAUUCUACUAUGAAUUUGAAGGAAGCCAAACAAAGUAGUCCAAUUUCAGUUCUUGAACCACAUUUUAAGGCACGGAAACUUCGAAACUCUGAAUGCUAUGAUGGUCCUGUUGUAGAUUUACAUAGUGUGGUAAAGCAGCUUAAGCUUCUUGAAACCAGCUCAGAGGAAACAUACUCUGAAGGAUCUGAAAUGGCUGUAUCAAGUGUUGAAAAUAAUGAGAAACGAUCUUUUUACUUUUCUCAAGAACUGCUGGGAGUGUUUAGCAGUGAAGAAAGUAGGGAUUUCUCUUACCUAGUUGAUGUUUUAGAUGAGGCCCACCUGAAUUUUGAAGUGGACUUCGAAACAUGUAAUUCUUUGGAAUCCCCUAUAAACCCAUUGUUGUUUGAGGCAUUAGAGAAGAAAUAUGGUAAGCAGAUAUCUUGGUUGAAGUCAGAAAGGAGGCUUUUGUUUGACCGUAUAAAUUCUUGGUUUAGUGAGAUUUUGAAUUCAUUUACGGAUAUCCAUGUUCGUUCAAAGUCCUUGAAGAUGAUGUUUCAUCCAACAUUGAGACGAAGUGAGGUUGAGGAAGAACUGUGGAUGUUGCUUGUUAAUGAGGAAAAGGAAGUGGGCAAGGACUUGUCUGAGAAGGCACUGGGAGUGGAAACAAAGUGGUUGAAAAUGGAGAGCGAGAUUAGUAAUAUAUGUAAGGAAGUAGAGAAUUACUUGUUCGAUGAACUAGUAGCAGAGUUGUUUUGCAUUUGAGAGUUUAUUUUUUACAUUUUCCCUCUGUAUUUAAAUCAUUCUUUGGCAGGUAAAAUGCAAUGUUGAAAUAGCAGUUUUGGCAUAUAGUAUACUAUAAGAUGUGAGUGCUGUAUAGAUUAGAGUGAAAAAUUCAAAUAUCAGCCUACUGUAUGGUGAAGCAUAUGAGAAAUUUUGCACUUGGUUUUAUUGUUAAUAAUAAUAUUGCUAUAGAAAUUCGUGUCUA
This is a messenger RNA of Ipomoea triloba (trilobed morning glory), 2750 nucleotides long. RefSeq lists its product as uncharacterized. NCBI's taxonomy places the organism in Eukaryota, Viridiplantae, Streptophyta, Magnoliopsida, Solanales, Convolvulaceae. The coding region runs from base 389 to 2527 and encodes 712 amino acids. The transcript is spliced from 4 exons. The record is from RefSeq and is a predicted model, not a curated record.